Messenger RNA from Racocetra persica, 155 nucleotides. The record is from the annotation of a GenBank genome assembly. Lineage: Eukaryota; Fungi; Glomeromycota; Glomeromycetes; Diversisporales; Gigasporaceae.
AUCACAAUGAGACUCCUGGUGAUAAAAUGGGAAUGGACGAGAAAAACCAGUCUUUAAAAGAUAAUACCAAAGUCUGUGAAAGUCUAUUACCAGCAAAUGACAAAAUUCUACAAGUAAAAGAAGUAAUUCUAUCACCAGCAACGAUGAUACCAAUA